UGCGGGGGUCUGCGCGCAUGCGCGGAAGGGGGCACGGCGGGCGCCCGUGACCGCCCGUGCCGAGUCCCCCCGGUUCCCCCGGAUCGCCCCCAGCCCCGGGGGUCCCGCCGCGAUGUUGGAACAGGGAUUCGGGCGUUUUAAUGCAGGGGUAUUGGUGCGACCUGGGAGAUCCGGACACUGAGAGCCGCCGGGCGCUCCCGAAAGGCCCCGGGCCAACGCUGCCCCAUCCCUUGGCCUUGGCGGAGACACGGAGUGGGGCGUUGGGUCUCUCCCUCAGUUCAGAGGCCAUGAAGAUUAACCAGGACACGGUGCUGCGAGGAAAGAAGGUGAUGCUGGUGCCCUACACCGCUGCACACGUGCUCCGGUACCACGAGUGGAUGCAGUCGGAGGAGCUGCAGCGCCUGACGGCCUCGGAGCCCCUGAGCCUGGAGCAGGAGUACGAAAUGCAGCGCAGCUGGCAGGAUGACACUGACACACACUCUGAAGGUGCUGCCACGUUCUUGUUUUCCCCAGAGUGCACCUUCAUUGUGCUGGAUGCGGGGUGCUGGCCUGGGCAGGCAGAGGAGAACUCCAUGGUGGGGGAUGUGAAUCUCUUCCUCACCAACACCGAGGACCCGACUCUGGGCGAGAUUGAAAUCAUGAUUGCAGAGCCCAGCUACCGUGGCAGAGGGUUUGGCAAGGAGGCAACUCUGCUGAUGAUGGCCUAUGGAGUGAGAAACCUGGGCAUCACCAAGUUUGAGGCUAAGAUUGGUCAGGAAAAUGAAGCCAGUAUCUGCAUGUUCAAAAAGCUUCACUUUAAGGAGGUUGCUGUGAACAGCGUUUUCCAGGAGGUGACGCUGAGGCUGGAUGUCAGUGACCAGGAGAGACGGUGGCUCCUGGAGCAGACAAACCACAUGGAGGAGAAGAGCUACGCUGAGCUGAAGCAGGCAGCUGGGGUGCUGGACACCUGACAGACACACCCAGACACCGGCUGGGUUUCCACGGAGAAGUUGGACGUUGUUUCAAGGUCUGGGUGUGGAGGACACCACUGAGCUAGCACUGGAACUGUUUUCAUCUGUCUCCUUCAGCUGCUUUGUCAUCUUGUCAACUUUGCACUUUGCUGCUCCAGCCAGGAUUACUGCCUGAAAUUUGGGCCUGGGGAACAGCCAUUAACUCACACGUUUGGCUAGGAAUGACUCUGACUUUGAUGUGCUGUUCCAGCAGAGCCUAAAAUCACCAGCAGUUGAUUCCUGGACAAGCAGAAACUUUUCCCACUGCUCUUAAAUCAGGAGUCAUCAGCGAGGCAGUUUCAUAUACUGGCAGCUCAAUCAUUUUUACUCUUGAAUAAAAAAAAAUCACAAAGA
Messenger RNA from Corvus hawaiiensis (hawaiian crow), 1343 nucleotides. It is a transcript of the gene NAT9, whose product is annotated as N-acetyltransferase 9 (putative). The record is from RefSeq and is a predicted model, not a curated record. NCBI's taxonomy places the organism in Eukaryota, Metazoa, Chordata, Aves, Passeriformes, Corvidae. Gene Ontology annotation, biological process: protein acetylation. The transcript is spliced from 6 exons. The coding region runs from base 141 to 950 and encodes 269 amino acids. Gene Ontology annotation, molecular function: N-acetyltransferase activity.